Molecule: messenger RNA, 465 nt
Organism: Fusarium tjaetaba
Lineage: Eukaryota; Fungi; Ascomycota; Sordariomycetes; Hypocreales; Nectriaceae
Exons: 1
Coding region: 1-465 (154 amino acids)
Biological process (GO): L-methylmalonyl-CoA metabolic process
Molecular function (GO): methylmalonyl-CoA epimerase activity
Source: RefSeq, a predicted model, not a curated record
AUGGCAUCUACAAGCCCAGUCAAAGUUCUACAAGCACCACAUACUGGUAUCACUGUGCGAUCACUCCCACGCGCCAUCCACUUAUUCCAAAACAUCUUAAACCUUCGAAUUUUACGGACCAGUCAUCUCUGCCCCCCGGUCUCAACAGUCGUUGGACACCCUGAAGCGGAGAUUGAUAUUGCCUUGGUUGAGCUUCCAGGCGGACAUCUUAUUGAGCUCCUGGAGUACUCAUCGCCACCGAAGGCCGAGCAACAGGAACUAAAGCCUUAUAGCUGGGAUUUAGGGAGCUGGCAUUUGUGUCUGACCGUUGAAAGUUUGGAGGAAACCCUACAUGCUCUAGAAAGCGACGAAGUAGCCUGGACUCAGCUUACUGCACCGCAAGUAUUACAACAAGGCCCGAAUGCCGGCAGGAAAGUGGUCUAUGUGCGCAACGAGGAUGGUCUGACGCUGGAACUGUUUGGGUGA